This is a messenger RNA of Trypanosoma brucei brucei TREU927, 1176 nucleotides long. RefSeq lists its product as hypothetical. The coding region runs from base 1 to 1176 and encodes 391 amino acids. The transcript has a single exon. The record is from RefSeq and is a predicted model, not a curated record. Lineage: Eukaryota; Euglenozoa; Kinetoplastea; Trypanosomatida; Trypanosomatidae.
AUGGAGGGCCUGUCGCCCCCCGAAACAGACGAGUGUGCGAAGCCGCAUAACCGGGAGUGCAACACAACUCCUUCAAGUGGUUCUCCCCCUUCAAAUAUUCCUCCUCAGCAACUGCUGUGCAGCGUGCGAUCAGGGAUGCACUCGAAUUUAACUGAGAGUGCUUGGGAGUCGCGGGAGAGUAACUCCGGCUAUGCCCACGAGAAGCAAUCUGGUGUGGAUGGGGACGCUUGCACGAGGUACUAUCAACGACUUCAUCGCUUUUACGAGCAGUACAACCCAAAGAAUCUGAGCAGAAUAUCGGAAUAUUUGGCUGCAUAUAAGGGGAAGGAAGAACAAUUGAUGGCAAUACUCGUUGGGAAGUAUGGUCCCGAGCCCGUCGAUCGCGGACCGCAAACGAAUCUUUCUUGUUGCAGUGGAGAUGAUUCGGUUAUGCAUUUUUCCGGCAAGCGCUACAGGAUACCGACAGUGGUUACCCCCCAGCAGGGUAACACGGACUGUGAAACACCUUACUGGGGGAACUCGCCCCUUAUUGGCGAGCGUGACAUAUUGGGGCUACUGUCUAGUCUCGAGACGGCCAAUGUGGAGCUUCAGAAGUGUUACAUCGGUCCAUCUGCCCAGCAUCCCACGUCUUCCUGGAACGGCAUGACAUACGUCACGCGAGCGGAGAUAUUUACCCCCAAUGAGGAAACCUUUUUAGGCCACAAGUGGACCUUUACCCUCGGCAGCAAAAAGGUAUUAGUUCACGAGGGAAGCGCGUAUCACCGAGCGACAUUUUUUUGUACUGACGAGUGCCAAUACAGAGGACGGCAUGAGCGGUGGCGGCUGUGCGUGUACACAAGUUCUGUGGAUUCACUCUAUUUGGUUCGAGUUAUUUGGGACCCUGUUGUAUACCUGGAACCCCUCCCGCUCGACCGUUCCGCUUUGUCGCAGCAUUCCUCCUCCGAGGCCAUGCCCAUAGCCGGCUCGAGUGUAAGCUACCAGACGUCGUGCGGGAAGGGGAAUACGGAGCCAGAGCAACCGCUUAUCUCAGCCACUAUGAUAAACAUCAUGACGAUGCUGGAGAACAUGGACAAAAAGAUAUCGGGGCGGUUUGACGCGUUGGAGGCGCGGUUUUCGUUUUUGGAGUCAAAGUUGCUUGGGGCAGUUGAUGACAAGCAGAGAACUGAAGACAGAUGA